GUUUUCGCGGGAUAAUGCUUGCGCAAGUGCCAACUGGUCCAACCGGCUGUGUGUAUUACUCGUUGACACAAUCGCGCUCACAUUUUUUUAACAAUAAUUAUUACAUAUUUACUAAAAAACAACCAUCAUAAUAAUAUAAAAAUAAUUCUCAAUUAUUAUAAAUAAGUUUAUCGAUAUAAGCUCAAUCAUUAAAAGUUACAUCGUGCCUGAAAAAGUGUUAAAAAAGCCAAAAUAAAUUUGUGAAAUUUCACUUCAAGAAGAAAAAAAAAAAAUAAGUUCAACGGGCGUUUUCAUAUAGGUAUAUUAAAGUGAAUUGUUAACAACACGUGUAAUUAUUAUGUGCAAUUUGGAGUAAACAGCAUUUGGAUAUAUUUAUUGUAACAAAUAACAACAACAUCUUUAAACAAUAGUUUGUUUGUUGAUGAUGAUUAAAGAAAAAAUUAUUAUUUCUUUGAUUAAAAAAUGAAGGAUGAUGAUGCUGUUGUAGUUAUUGAUACUCGAGGCUGUGAUGAUCAUGAUGAUGAUGAUAACUGCUUGAAUCAAUUGGAGCAUCGUCAGAUCAAUCAAAAUGAACUUGAUGGAUAUGUCUAUCGAGGGGAAGGCAACGCCAAUCUCGUCAUAUCAUUACCAUCAACAAGGAGUGUAUUAAGAUUUCGCAAACUAACAUUGGAUUAUGAUGAUGAAAAUCAUAAUGAUAAUUAUAAAAAAAAAAUAAAUUUCGAAAUGAAAUUUUAUAAUAAAUUUAUUAAAAAACAUAUGAAUGGAUUUUCUAGUGUUGGCGAAUUAAUUUAUUGUCCAACAAAUAUUAUUGAUGAUUGGAAUAUUAAAGUUGAAGGAUUACGACCAGAACAAAGAAAAAAUAAAUAUAUUUAUGAAAAUAUUGCAAUGAAAUUGCCAGACUAUUCACUACUUCCUGAGUACCUUGAUGAUAAUUUAACAAGGAAAUCAAAUUAUUGCAUUGAAAUUAAACCAAAACAAGGAUUUGUACCUGAAGGAGAUAGAUUUAUUGAAAAAUGUCCAUAUUGUCUUACUCAAUUUUACAAGUUGGCUGUUGAAAAAAUUAAAGAAACAAGUAAAUAUUGUCCAUGUGAUUUAUUUUCGGGUGAUGAAAAACGUAUGAAAAAAGCAAUAUUUAACCUUGUGGAUUCACCUCAAAAUAAUUUAAUAUUAUUUAAAGAUGGUACACGUAUUUGGGGUGAUGGUUACCAUCGUGAUGAAUUAAAACGGUUAUUGACCGAAUGUUUUUCAUCGGAUGAUAAAGUCGAGGACAAACUGUGUAAUUUAAUAAUCAAGGCAUUACUACGACCUCUUUCAAAGCCUUCAAUUUUUUUAAACAAUAAUAAUUCAUUAAAAAAAUAUCAUAAUAAUUUAUUUGAAUAUUAUAAUAUUAAUUUAACUAAAUUUAAUAAUUUUAUUGAAAAUAAAAAAUGUAAUUUUCAGUAUAAUUAUUUACAAGAAGGUUGUGUUUUAGAUAAGCUAUAUAAAUUACAAAAAUUACAUGAUACAAAUUUAUAUGAAAUUUAUAAUAUUUAUCAAAAAUAUAGCAAUAUUAAUAAUGUUAAUUUAUAUUUUGAUAAUAAUGUUAAUGAUGAUAUUAUUAGAUUAAGAAAUUAUCUAUUAUUUUCAACAGCAAGAGAUUGUUCAAUACUUUUUUCAUUUCGUAAAAUUGAUUUAUGUGAUUUGUCAAAAUAUCCAGCAUCAAAUGUAAUAUCAAGCCAAGAUCAGAGUCAUCAUUUUGUCUUUAACAUUGGGGUCACAGAUUUGGAUCCAAAAAACCUCGAAAGUAUUAAAAAACAUCAUCAACAAUUUAUAAAUUCAAUCAAUGCCAUCAACAUAAUAAAUUAACAAUAUAAAAAAUCCAAAAAUAUAAAUAAUAUAUAUAUAUUUAUUUAUAAUAAAAAGUAUAUUUGUUAAAUGAAAAAAUAAAAAAA
This is a messenger RNA of Aphidius gifuensis, 1931 nucleotides long. It is a transcript of the gene Ipk1, whose product is annotated as inositol-pentakisphosphate 2-kinase. Gene Ontology annotation, molecular function: inositol-1,3,4,5,6-pentakisphosphate 2-kinase activity; ATP binding. The record is from RefSeq and is a predicted model, not a curated record. Gene Ontology annotation, cellular component: nucleus. The transcript is spliced from 6 exons. Gene Ontology annotation, biological process: inositol phosphate biosynthetic process. The coding region runs from base 463 to 1845 and encodes 460 amino acids. Lineage: Eukaryota; Metazoa; Arthropoda; Insecta; Hymenoptera; Braconidae.